Messenger RNA from Capronia epimyces CBS 606.96, 948 nucleotides. RefSeq lists its product as uncharacterized. The record is from RefSeq and is a predicted model, not a curated record. The transcript has a single exon. NCBI's taxonomy places the organism in Eukaryota, Fungi, Ascomycota, Eurotiomycetes, Chaetothyriales, Herpotrichiellaceae. The coding region runs from base 1 to 948 and encodes 315 amino acids.
AUGCAGUAUUCGCUGUUGAGAAAGGCAAACCUAGCGACAGCCUACGGGACAUGGCAGUGCUGCGCGUGCACAUGCUCCUCCUCACCUCGCAAACGACUGAAACCAAAUCCGCAGUUCGCCCCGCAGUCGAGGAACUACGCCGAUGUUAAGUCGGGCAGUCACCAUGAAUACCGUGAUAGCAUGAAUUGGCCCUGUCGAAGAACGACUUCCUGGACCCCAUCACCAUACGAAAUCUUCGAUCUGGCGAAGGAUGCAGUGUACACUAAACAUAAGUUUUAUGAACUGGUCAAAAUCUACCACCCCGACAGGAAUGGGACAGGCUCUUCCGGCGGAAUUGGCCACGGAGAGAGACUAGAAAGAUAUAGACUCGUUGUGCAGGCACACGAGAUAUUAUCCGACCCGGUAAAAAGACGAGCUUAUGAUGCUUCCGGAUUCGGCUGGGGGUCGACCGGUGCGGCUACCAGACAUUCACGGGGAUUUACCAAUGGUCAAGGCAAGACGUACGGCUUUGGUCCGGAUGACGAUUCUUCCAUCUUCCAGAACGCAACAUGGGAGGAUUGGGAACGGUGGCGUCAAAGGCACGAUCACCCAAACAAACAAGAGUCCUCUGGCACGUACAUACAUACAAACACCUUUGCGUCGCUUGUUAUACUUCUUGCUGUUAUCUCCGGAGUCUUCCAAGCCACCAGAGCCGGCCAAUUUUCCGGGCAACUGGAAGAGAAGGCAAAAGCGUUCAGCGAAGAGACAAGCCGAUUCCUGGCAUCGAGAGCCGAACAAUACCAAGAGAAUCAGCUAGACGUGGAUGGGCGGAUCAAACAUUUCCUGGCCAAACGUGAUCCAUCCAAGUAUGGCCUGAAAAACGAGGAGACGGAGGUAUAUCGAACACAUUUUGCAGAACAAAACAACAUGAGACCAAUGCCAAAUUUAAAGGGGUCGGAAACUGAAUAA